AUGAACCUUUCUUUUGAAAUCUUUUUCAGUAUAUCAAACAUUUACGGAUGGUCAGACACGAGGGUGCGAAGGUUUAAAGAUGACUUUCUUUUCGGUGUAGCAACAUCAGCUUAUCAAGUAGAAGGCGCUUGGAAUAUAGAUGGUAAAGGAGAAAGUAUAUGGGACAGGUAUCUUCACGAUCAUCCUGAAAUUCUACCUGAUGGAAGAAACGGCGAUGAAGCUUGCGACUCCUAUCAUAAUUAUAAAAGAGACGUACAAAUGUUGAGAGAACUCGGUGUGAAUCAUUACAGAUUUUCUAUAUCUUGGAGUAGAGUUUUACCAGAUGGGUUAAACAAAACAAACGAAAAAGGUCUCGAAUACUAUGACAAUUUAAUAGACGAGCUAAACAAAUACGGUAUACAGCCAAUGAUCACGUUGUACCAUUUCGAUUUGCCGCAAAAUCUUCAAGACCUUGGCGGGUGGACCAAUCCAUUAUCCGCUGAAUGGUUUGAGAAUUACGCGAAAAUCAUCUUUAAUAGAUAUGCCCAUAAAGUAAAAUAUUGGAUCACAAUUAAUCAGCCUAAUUCUAUAUGUGUGGAUGGGUACUCUGGGGAGUUCGCUCCUGGAAUAGAUUCCAAAGAGGAUAUUUAUUUGUGCAUUAAAAAUGUGAUGAUAGCUCAUGCUAAAGCAUAUCGCUUGUACGAAAAGGAAUAUAGGAGAAAAUAUAAAGGCUCUGUUGGCAUAGCACUGGCUCUCAAUUGGGCAGAUCCUAUAAGCAAUAUGACUGAACAUGUAGAAGCAACCGAUCUAUAUCGCCAUUUUACAUUAGAUCUAUACUUGAGUCCCAUAUGGUCUAUAGGAGGGGACUUUCCCGCAGAUGUCAAAAAGCGAAUAAAACAGAAGAGUCUCGAAGAAGGCCAUGAAAAAUCUAAACUGCCUGAACUAACUCGUGAGGAAAUUGUACUCUUGAAAGGUUCUUCAGAUUUUAUUGGAGUAAAUCAUUACACGACAGUAUUAGUCACCAAGUCGGAUAAAAGCUGUUCAAGUCCAUCUAUCGAAAGUUAUGCAGGUGUAGAAUUAAGUUUUAGUAAGGAGUGGCAGACGUCGCAGUCGUCUUGGUUGAGGAGUGUUCCUUAUGGUAUUUACAAGUUAAGUCUGUACAUAAAUAAAAACUAUGACUACCCUCCAAUGUUUAUAACGGAACAUGGCUGGUCUACUGCUAAAGGUCUCUCAGACUCCUCACGAGUGGACAAUAUGAGGCAAUACUUCAAGGCUUUAUUGCUGGCUAUGGAAGAUGGUGCGGAUGUAAAGGGGUAUACUGUGUGGAGUCUCAUGGAUAAUGUUGAAUGGGUAGCUGGAACUAGUGAACGUUUCGGGUUGUACGAAGUGGAUUUCGAAUCAGAAGAAAAAAAGAGAACGGCGCGACUGUCAGCCAUUGUAUACAAACGGAUCAUCAAAAAGAGAAUCGUAGAAGAGGAUUGGCAUCCUGCUAGCUUAAAAAUUUCUGUGAAAAAUAAAAAAAAUAAACCCCAUAGAGAAGAUUUA
This is a messenger RNA of Brenthis ino (lesser marbled fritillary), 1524 nucleotides long. Lineage: Eukaryota; Metazoa; Arthropoda; Insecta; Lepidoptera; Nymphalidae. The record is from the annotation of a GenBank genome assembly.